Messenger RNA from Gossypium raimondii (Peruvian cotton), 2655 nucleotides. RefSeq lists its product as uncharacterized. Gene Ontology annotation, molecular function: nucleic acid binding. The transcript has 4 exons. NCBI's taxonomy places the organism in Eukaryota, Viridiplantae, Streptophyta, Magnoliopsida, Malvales, Malvaceae. The record is from RefSeq and is a predicted model, not a curated record. The coding region runs from base 1 to 2655 and encodes 884 amino acids.
AUGGAGUUCUAUGAAGAAGUUCAAGAGGAGGGAAACAUAAGCACAUCGAAAUCAGCAUCGGGAGUUCCAAAAGCUAAUUAUCCUGUGGUCAUCAUUUCACGACCUAAGAAUAAUGAAGCUAGAGCAUGUAUAACGCCAAAGAUCAUCAUUCAAAAACCUGCAACCUUCCCUUACAAGGAUAGCAAGAAAGUCCCGUGGAACUAUGAGUGCAACACAACCAUUCUAGGGAAGGAGACUUCAGCUGCUAUUGCAGAAGAGGAUCAGGGUGUAGGUUCUCAUACGCAUAGUGGAAGGCGCUACGAUUUGUUGCAUAAACAACCAGCUCGCAUAUCUGUACUAGCCUUACUUUUUAGCUUGGAAGUACACCGAAGUGCAUUGAUGAAAGUAUUAAAUGAAACUUACGUGGCCAAUGAUAUUUCAGUCAACAAGCUAUAUCGACUAGUCAACAAUAUAAGUGCCGAUAAUAUCAUCUUUUUGAGUGAUGACGAAAUACCGUCAGGAGGUAGGGGGUCCACCAAAGCUUUGCACAUUACCACGCGAUGUAAAGGGUACACAUUUCUGGGAGUUUUGAUUGAUAAUGGGUCUACAUUGAAUGUAUUACCCCUAUCCACCCUAAAUAGACUACCUGUGGAUAGCUCACAUAUGAAGGCAUGUCAGAAUAUAGUGAGGGCAUUUGAUGGAACUAAAAGGAGGGUUAUGGGAAGGAUUGAGAUACCAUUGAUAAUUGGCCCAACCACUUAUGAGGUGCACUUCCUGGUAAUGGAUAUCAAACCUUCCUACAACUGUUUGUUGGGGAGACCAUGGAUACACUCGACAGGGGCUGUGACGAUAAGUGCUGAAGAAGAUAUCAUCGCGACAAUAACUAAUGAUGCGCCAUAUGUGGAGACCGACGAUAAGGCAUUGGAAUGUUCUUUUCGGUCUUUAGAGUUCGUGAACGCGACAUUUAUUACCAAGGGAGACAGAAUCCCAGUACCAAGAAUAUCCAAUACCAUGAAAAUGGGUCUGCAGUUGAUGGUAGGAAUGGGAGCCUUGCUAGGAAGAGGUUUAGGAAGGCAUCUGCAAGGAAGAAUUGAGGCACCAGUACUAAAGAACAAGUUUGAUCAUUUUGGCUUAGGCUACAAGCCAGAUAUGAGGCAAAAGAAGAAAGAGUUAGAAAAGAGACAAGAAAGAAGAAUGGCACGCUUGAGAGGGGAUGUGGUCAAAUGGGAACCUAUGACCUCUCCUCACAUAUCCAAGACUUUUGUAUCAAGAGGGAUUAUUCAUCCUCAGAAAAGGAUACCGAUAGUAGAAAAUAUCAGGGAAAUAUUAGAAAAUGUUUACAUCAAUUCCAUUCAUGAAGACACAAAUGAAGAAGGGACAUUGUUGGGUAUCCGUCCCUAUGAACCUGGGAGUGUUUUAAAUAAUUGGACUGCAGAAGAGAUACCUGAAGUUUUUAGAGCCUUCUUAGAGUGUCCGGAUAUCAAUGACAUGAGUGACUCUGCUAUAUCAGAAAACCCUUUUGAACGAGACAUGUGUUUAGAGGGAUCUCAGAACUUUGAAGACGACAUAGAUAGUAACUUAUCUCCAGACCUUUUGAGGAUGGUAGAGCAGGAUGAGAAACAGAUCCUACCUCAUAAAGAAGUGGUGGAGAUUGUGACCCCGGAGGAAGGAAAAGUAGUAAAGAUGGGAACACGCAUAACUGAAGAAACGAAGCGAGACCUCAUCGUGUUACUUCAGGAGUUCAAAGACGUCUUCGCAUGGUCAUACCAAGAUAUGCUUGGUCUCAAUACAGACAUUGUAGUAUACCGUCUUCCUAUAAGAGAUGAUUGCAAACCAGUUCAGCAAAAACUCCGGAGAAUGAGGCCUGAUGUUGUGCUAAAAAUAAAGGAGGAGGUUCAAAAACAGUUCGAUGUUGGAUUCCCACAAGUGGUCAAGUAUUCAGAAUGGGUGGCCAACAUCGUACUCGUCCCUAAAAAGGAUGGGAAGGUACGAAUGUGUGUAGACUACAGAGAUUUAAAUAAGGCCAGCCCGAAAUAUAAUUUUCCUUUACCUCACAUCGACACAUUGGUGGACAACAUGGCAAGAUGCUCAUUAUUUUCUUUCAUGGACGGUUUCUUGAGAUAUAACCAAAUUAAGAUGCAUUCUGAAGAUAUGACGAAGACCACAUUCAUAACCUUAUGGGGAACAUUCUGUUAUAGGGUGAUGCCAUUCGGGUUGAAAAAUGCAGGAGCUAUAUACCAUAGAGCCAUGGUGACCCUUUUCCAUGACAUGAUGCAUAAAGAAAUAGAUGUCUAUGUUGACGACAUGAUUGCCAAAUCUCAAACAGAGAAGGAACAUGUGCAAGUCCUGAGAAAGUUAUUUCUAAGGUUAAGAAAGUUCCAGCUCAAACGCAACCCAGUGAAGUGUACCUUUGGGACUAGGUCGGGAAAGCUUCUAGGGUUUGUAGUCAGUGAAAAAGGGAUUGAGAUUGACCUAGACAAAGUCAAAGCAAUACAAGAACUGUCUCCGCCACGUACUCAAAAAGAAAAGGCUGUUAAAAGGAGUGCAAUAGUAGACUUUUUAGCCAGUCGAGCUUUAGAAGACUAUGAACCUCUGGAUUUUGAUUUCCCAAAUGAAGACUUGAUGUGCGUGGCAACUGCUGAACAAGGUUCUCAAAAAAUCAUCCUUGGAGACUAA